AUGCCUUCGCACACCCUCCUGCGCUCCUCCCUCGCGCCCCUCCGCCGCCAGGUCGGCUCAGCGCGCCGUCAUACCUCGUCCAUUAACACCCUCCUCCAGGCGUUCAAGGAUCCGUCAUCGCCCUUCCACAUUCGCCCGGGCGAGACGGGUCCCGCCUCGCCCGAUGAAGAGCCAGCUGACGCGCCACACGACUCCCGAGCGACCGUGGAUAAAGGCACGGACAGCCCGCCCUCGCAUUCAGUGCGGCGGACCUCUCCCCGGGACGCGUCGCCAGCCUCUCUGGCCGAGGCUCGUGCGGCGCUCGUCGACCGCGGGUUUGACCCUGACGUCCUUUGGACGCAGAAGAUCGUCUGGGGCGACCUCGAUAGCUUUCAGCACGUCAACAAUGUCCGUUACGUGCGAUUCUUCGAGACGUCCCGGAUCCACUGGAUGUCGACCUUCGGAGAGCGCUUCGGCGGCCCGUCUGCCGCAGAGGCGCUGCUCAAGGGCAAGGGCGUCUCGUUGAUCCUCAAGUCCAUCCAGGUCAACUUCAGGCGGCCCGUGACGCAUCCCGACACGCUCAUUGUGGCGCACAAACCGCAUCGGCCCGCCUCGACUGAAUUGGCAGCGGAUGCGACACACCUGCACCUACGUGCCUCGGCAUAUUCCCUGAACCAGCGAGCGUUCGUUGCCCACGCCGAGGAAGUUGUCGUGUGGUACGACUACGACAGGCUGAAGAAGUGCACGCCCGAGCAAGGUUUGCUCAAUGCGGUCUGGGCGACUGCGGGAAAGCGGCGAAAUUGA
Messenger RNA from Schizophyllum commune H4-8, 783 nucleotides. RefSeq lists its product as uncharacterized. Bases 1 to 783 code for a protein of 260 amino acids. The transcript has 6 exons. The record is from RefSeq and is a predicted model, not a curated record. NCBI's taxonomy places the organism in Eukaryota, Fungi, Basidiomycota, Agaricomycetes, Agaricales, Schizophyllaceae. Gene Ontology annotation, molecular function: fatty acyl-CoA hydrolase activity.